This is a messenger RNA of Trichoderma virens Gv29-8, 1137 nucleotides long. RefSeq lists its product as uncharacterized. The record is from RefSeq and is a predicted model, not a curated record. Lineage: Eukaryota; Fungi; Ascomycota; Sordariomycetes; Hypocreales; Hypocreaceae. Bases 1 to 1137 code for a protein of 378 amino acids. The transcript has 6 exons.
AUGGAUCUCAAUGGCCCUGCCAUUCCGGCACCUCCUGGAGAGGUCUCAAUACUUGAUAAUCCUCCGAACAGCAAUGGGCUUGCUUUGGGAGUCCAGGUAGGCACUUGCGUGGUUGCGACAGCUUGCUUCAUGCUUCGUAUCUACGGCCGUUGUGUUAUGCUGAGGAAGUUCCAAGCAGAGGAGAUAAUGGCCAUAUUGGCAUAUGGAUGCUAUUGGGGCGCUAUCAUCUCGUCGUUCAAGAUGCUCAAAUAUCCGGGCUAUCUUGUCCACGCUUGGAAUGUCCGCCUUAUAGAUGUCGUUCCGACAACUUAUCUAACUCAUGGAACACCAGUGGUUGCCAUCAUGAUCGAAUGGGUCCGGUUGUUCGUUCCCACUACAAAAUCUAAGAGCCCAUUCUUUUGGGGAGCCGUGUUGAUUUCAUUUGUUCAAGUUGCCGCUGGAAUCGCCAUUGUUAUUGCACUCAACCUCCAAUGCACUCCGCACACGCGAAUCUGGGAUUUCAGAGUUCCUGGUACAUGCUGGAAUCUGUAUACACUCCAAGUGAUCUCUGCAAGCAUUCAACUCGGCUCUGAUAUUGCCAUGUUCUGUCUUCCACAACACACCAUCUGGACCCUGAAGAUGACAUGGCAGAAGAGACUUGGUGUUGCAGCCAUCUUUGGCAUGGGUGUACUUGCCAUAGUUGCGGCAUCUUUCCGAGUCGAUGUAACUGUCCAACACGGCAACUCCCCCGACUCAAUCUAUACUCUCGGUCCUAUUGUGUUUUGGGCCUCGGCCGAGAUGACAUGCGGAUUCUUCAUUCUUUGCGUCCCUUGUAUCCCCAAGAUUAUACAAGAAACAGGUGUUGUCCCCGCCAUCAAGAAGGGAACGGGCUUGUUCCAGUCUAGCGGCAAAUCCAACCAAGGUUCAAACGGCUAUGCUCGCGGCGGUGGCACUACUAAGACUUCCGUGUCCGCGAACAAGGACUACUAUCAGUUGGAAGAGGACGGCGUGCGUAUGAAAAAUCUGUCAGAGUCGACGGAGCAGCUUCACCAUGGAGCACAUGGCCCUGCCAUCACCCGUACCACACGCGUGACGGUGACCAACGACAGCCGCUCUAUCAGCGAUUCCGACAGCAAGAAUGAUGCCUGGGGCAAUUAG